GUCCUCGCGUUUCCUUUUCAUUUCUCUCCUCUCAUCACAUCAGAUCUCAAAACAAAACAACUUUCCUGAAACGAUGCCGUAUAACACGCGCGGUGCAGAUGCUGACGUGGACGAUUUCGACGAGUACGAUCCGACGCCGUAUGGUGGAGGCUACGACCAAGUGCUCACCUACGGGCGUCCUCUCGAGCCGACCGAUGAGACCUGCUAUCCCUCUUCAUCCUCACAGUCCGAUGAAUUCGACUACGAUCGCCCCCAAUACUCCUCUCAUUCUGAGCCCUCUGCUUACGGUGAUGAGGCUCUUCAAACCGAGUACAGCAGCUAUGCCCGACCCAAGCCCCGACCCGGGGCCGUACCCGGUUACUCUCCUGGUCCACCCGACACCUUCGGUGCUUCUGGUGGGUAUGGAGAUAGGCCUAGGCCUGAAUCGGGUUAUGGGGUCCCUCCUGGUGUGAAUAGGCCUGGUUAUGGGUCUGAGAGACCUGGGUCUGAAUAUCAAUCCGGGUAUGGGCAGCGACCCGGCUCUGAAUUUGGAUCUGGGCAUGGUCGGAAGAGUGAGUAUGAGCAGCCAGAACCGGAAUACGGUUCUGGGUAUGGACGGAAAAGUGAGUUUGAACAGACCGGGUCCGGGUAUGGGCGGAGGCCGGAGUCUGAGGAGCCUGGAUCGGAAUACGGGUCUGGGUAUCGCCGGAAACCGGAGACUGAGGAGCCUGUAUCGGAAUACGGAUCCGGGUAUGGGAGAAAGACUGAGUAUGAGACUGCUGGAUCGGAAUUUGGAUCUGGGUAUGGCCGGAAACCAGAAUACGAAACACCCGGGUCGGAAUUCGGAUCCGGGUAUGGUAAGAAACCCGGGUACGAGGCUGCCGGAUCGGAGUAUGGUAGGAAACCCGAGUAUGAGACACCUGGGUCGGAGUAUGGAUCCGGGUACGGGCGGAAACCCGGGUAUGGGGAGGAACAAGAGGGUGGUGGUGGAUAUGGGUAUGGGGGGAGGAGUGAGACGACUGAGUUUGAGAAGCCGAGUUACGGGGAUGAGCCGCCUCGGAGGCCAGCAGGUUAUGGGAGGCCAAGUUAUGAGGGGCAAGAGGGUUAUGAGAGGCCUAGCUAUGGGAGGUCUGAGGAAGAGGAGAGCUAUGAGAAGCCUAAGUAUGGUAGGUCUGAGGAAGAGGGGAGCUAUGAGAAGCCCAAGUAUGGUAGGUCUGAGGAAGAGGGGAGCUAUGGGAAGCCCAAGUAUGGGAGUUCUGAGGAAGAGGGGAGCUAUGGGAAGCCUAAGUAUGGGAGGUCUGAGGAAGAGGAGAGCUAUGAGAAGCCCAAGUAUGGGGGCUAUGGUGAGGAGAGUGAAGAGGGCUAUGGCCGCAAGAAAUAUGGAGAUGAUGGCUCUGGUGAUGAUGAUGAUGAUGAGGAGAAGAAGCACCACCGUUAUAAGCAUCACCACCACCGCAAGAGCCAUGAUGAUGAGUGAAUGGAAUGCUGGUGUUGCCCGGUGAAUGGGAUUCAUGCCAUAAUUGGCUACUAAAUAAAGGGUUGAGGCAUGUUUUUCUGUGAGUCUUUUGAGUGGUAUUGUCCUAUUGGAAUGGUGUAAGUUUAUUAUGAUUUCUGAGUAAGAUAUAUUUGGAUGUAUAAGCUCAAGUAUGUCUCAUUGUGUGAUUCUAAAUAAAAUCCCAGAUAUUUGGGUUGGUGUGGUUGGUCACAUUCAUAUCGUUUAACAAAUUCAUGAUAACUAUAAAUGAGUAGUACAUAUUUAAAAUCGUA
This is a messenger RNA of Quercus lobata, 1746 nucleotides long. Its product is annotated as glycine-rich protein. NCBI's taxonomy places the organism in Eukaryota, Viridiplantae, Streptophyta, Magnoliopsida, Fagales, Fagaceae. The coding region runs from base 74 to 1456 and encodes 460 amino acids. Gene Ontology annotation, molecular function: phosphatidic acid binding. The transcript is spliced from 2 exons. The record is from RefSeq and is a predicted model, not a curated record.